AUGGGACCAGCUGCGGUACUCCUCGCCCAGAUCACCGCAGGCAGUUUAGAAGCCAUGCUCUUGUUGUGGUCUGCAUUUCCAGACGACAACAAUCUCGCAAGCCCAGUCUCAAGCACACCCUUCCUCUUCAUCUUGAUUAUCUCCUGCUACCACCAAACACCACAAUGGAUAACCUUGCACGCCAGCAUAAGCAUCGUUAUGAAGAAGUGGGCGUUAGACCACGCCCUGGAAGGUAGGAAGGACAGUGCUCUAGAUAUCUGCUGGGAGCUUCGUCUCGAACCCCGUAUCGGCGUCUACCGUCGAGCAAUGGUCAAUCUCCUGAUUGCACAGCUCCUUACCUAUGAUCAAAUGAAAUAUGCGGAAGAAUGCCUCGAUCUGCUUGAUAUCCUCCAGCAAAACAACAAUGGUGAGGUUAGCGACAACGUCAAGAACAUCAUCUCAAUCGCGGAGGACCUCAUCGAAGAACUCGAAGUCGAACGACUACAGACAGCGGACGCUUCGGGGGCAAGAAAAAUUGUCAUAGAUCCUACCACAGGUCUCCUUUCGGAUCCACCAUCAAGUCCCCCAACCAAAGACCAGCAGGACACCGCCAGUAACGCAAAAGGAGACAAGGAUGCUGAGAUGAAGGACGUCGUUGGCAAGGGCAGUGGCAAGAGUGUUCGCAGCGAUAAGAGCGGCAGCGGCGACAACGAUAUUAGUAUGAAGAGCGCAAGCGGAAACAGCCAUAGCGAUCAUGUCAGCAGCCAGAAGGACGCUGGCGACAACGACAGACGGGUCAUCUAUGUCUACAAGACCGACAAGACUGAGAAGGAUGAUGUCGCUGCUGACCACAAUAACACUGUCACCAUCGAGGGUAUGCUCAGAGAUAGUAGUCACAAGCCCAGAGUCAAGUAG
Exophiala viscosa is the source of this 894-nucleotide messenger RNA. RefSeq lists its product as uncharacterized. Bases 1 to 894 code for a protein of 297 amino acids. Lineage: Eukaryota; Fungi; Ascomycota; Eurotiomycetes; Chaetothyriales; Herpotrichiellaceae. The transcript is spliced from 2 exons. The record is from RefSeq and is a predicted model, not a curated record.